Esox lucius (northern pike) is the source of this 1974-nucleotide messenger RNA. Its product is annotated as methylmalonic aciduria and homocystinuria type D protein, mitochondrial-like. The record is from RefSeq and is a predicted model, not a curated record. The transcript has 8 exons. Gene Ontology annotation, biological process: cobalamin metabolic process. Gene Ontology annotation, cellular component: mitochondrion. The coding region runs from base 245 to 1156 and encodes 303 amino acids. NCBI's taxonomy places the organism in Eukaryota, Metazoa, Chordata, Actinopteri, Esociformes, Esocidae.
UCACUGUACACGAAUAUUUUAAAAACUGUUUUUUACCACGAAAUAAUUCCAUAACAUGUCUUUGUGCUGUUGGAUGUUGACAUUGAACUUUAUAGAGUAAACUAAAUGGCCUCCUAGUGUGGUGAAAGUGUAGCCGAUCAAAACAAAAACAAGGCUAGACUUGUCUGUCAGCUGUUUGUGCCUAGCUAGCUAGCUAUCUAGCUACAGUACAGCAUUUAUUUAGGUGGUAAAAGGGGCUACCGGGAUGACUAGUGUGCUUUGCGGCCGAGCCCGGCUGCUGAUAACCGGGUCUUCAGGGCGUCAGGCCCUUGCUACUCUGAAGGUGGGUCACAUACGCUCCUUCUCAGCCGCGCGCUCAGACGAGCCGUAUUUUGUCGUAUCACGGGGGGACUCGGAUUCAGGCCCCAGAACAGUGUGGCCUGACGAGAGCAUGGGACCGUUCGGCCCCCAGGACCAGCGUUUCCAGUUACCAGGCAACGUGGGCUUUGACUGUCACCUGAAAGGCGUGGCAGACCAGAGGAUGAAAGGGCCAGUACACUGGACUGUGCCUGAUGUUCUGACUGCUGCUACUCGCAACGAGAGACACGAGCUCAUACUGGCACAGUUUGUCGGCGAGUUCCAGGGCAAUAGUGGACACAGGAGGAAUAUUCAAAAGGCUGAGCUCUAUUUUGACCACCUAAAUGUGGACUGCUCUAUACAGUCAUGUCCUGAGCUGCUAAAGAAAGAUUUCGAAUCCUAUUUCCCUGCAGCACCAGCCAGUGCCAUCACAGUAGUUACAGUGAAACACACGAGGUGUGAACUGAUCGACAAAGAUGUCGUUGACAAAGACAGAGAACAGCUACUUCAUAAAUUUGUCGGUGGUGCUAAAGAGAUCUGCUUUGCUCUGUGGACAGCAGGGUUCUGGGCUGACUUUAUUGACCCCUCAUCAGGAUCAGCUUUUUUUGGAUCAAACGCCAGCCACACACUUUCGACAACCGAUGAGCAGUGGGGACAUUUGGGUUUCCAUAUCGAGACCUCCGGAUCCUGCACAGUUAUUCGUCACGUCCUCAGAGGAACUCCUAUAUUUGUUGGAACAGUUUUCACAACUGCACCUCCCAAUAGUCACGUUAUUGGAAGACUUCAAGGACAAUCAAGUGCAUUUGAAGAUGGGGACUAGAUUAAAAAAAAAAAAUGUCAUGCUCAGUGAUGCAAUGAUGCUCAAUGUGUCUCAUCAAAAAGACUGUACUGAAUUUUUUUCUUUGUUUCUUUGGAUAGUAAAACCAAAAUACUUGGUAUACAUCCAGACUAGCACUGAGAGACUGAUCAUAGGUUUGUGUCUUAAGGUUGUCUUGAAACACAGUAGAGUCCUAACUAUGUUAGCCUGCUUCCAAAUCUGUUUGUUCUGGCUUCCCAAAGUUCGCAACACUGAUCAAAACUGAUCUGGACCCGGCGACUAUACACUUGCUUUAAGUUAUUCAUAGGUUGUGAAGAGUAAUGCUAUGAUUGGUUGUUGACCACUUGAAGACUUGACUUAGGUUAUGGCAGCUAUGAAGGCAGCUAUGCUUAACCCAAUAACCACCUUGUGACCUUUACCUAACAUACUCUACAGUCAACAAUUUUAAACUAAUGUUUUGAGAUUAAAGCUACUCUUUAGUAUUUCCCUUCACUUGCUCAAUAUGAAUAGAAAUAAGGCCUCUGGCUAGAGUCUGUUGUAGCUGUAUUUAAAUUUAAAUGUCUGUCAGUAUAAAAUUGGUCCAAACUCUGUAUAUGGGAAAGUAUCCACAGAACCAGGUUAACAGUGACUAGUGUUUUCACAUACACAUCAAUGUUUGAUAUCAUUCAGUCAUUGCAUUAUAUUAUUCAACUUUGAAAUGGAUGUAAGGAAGUACCGAGUGACUUGAGGCAACACAACACACUUCUCAAAUAAGGGUUGAAUUUGCUUUUGUGCUCAUCCACUGUCACCCACUUUUGACAAGACUAAAAAUGUAGACACUG